Chaetura pelagica (chimney swift) is the source of this 699-nucleotide messenger RNA. It is a transcript of the gene NPTX1, whose product is annotated as neuronal pentraxin I. The transcript is spliced from 5 exons. Gene Ontology annotation, biological process: axonogenesis involved in innervation. Gene Ontology annotation, cellular component: neuron projection; plasma membrane. Bases 1 to 699 code for a protein of 232 amino acids. The record is from RefSeq and is a predicted model, not a curated record. Lineage: Eukaryota; Metazoa; Chordata; Aves; Apodiformes; Apodidae.
AUGCCCAGGCAGUGUGUCAUCAAGCUAGGGGGGCUGGACAAGCACCUGCAACAGAAAAGGUACCAAGCUGAGCCACAGCACGAGGGGUCUGGCUGCCAGAAGGACAACCGGCCCCCGGACAGGUUCCAGCUCACCUUCCCGCUGCGCACCAACUACAUGUAUGCCAAGGUGAAGAAGAGCCUGCCCGAGAUGUAUGCCUUCAGCAUCUGCAUGUGGCUCAAGUCCAACGCCUCCCCUGGCAUGGGCACCCCUUUCUCCUAUGCUGUGCCCGGGCAGGCUAACGAGCUGGUGCUCAUCGAGUGGGGCAACAAUCCCAUGGAGAUCCUCAUCAAUGACAAGGUGGCCAAACUGCCCUUUGCCAUCAACGACGGGAAGUGGCACCACAUCUGUGUCACCUGGACCACGCGGGACGGCGUGUGGGAAGCCUACCAGGACGGCACGCAGGCCGGCAACGGCGAGAACCUGGCGCCCUACCACCCCAUCAAGCCCCAGGGCGUCCUGGUCCUGGGCCAGGAGCAGGACACGCUGGGCGGCGGGUUCGAUGCCACGCAGGCCUUCGUGGGGGAGCUGGCCCACUUCAACGUGUGGGACAGGAAGCUGAGCCCCGGGGAGGUGUAUGGCCUGGCCACCUGCAGCGCCAGGGCCCUGGCGGGGUGCCCACAAAAAAUAACAGAGAAACCAGAUCCAGAGAACCUGUAG